AUGUUUUUGUGUGCAAUAAGUUUAGUGCACGCGCAGUUUGGUAGUGCCUUUAACGGUAAUAUAGCAACUGCUAACGGCUACGGAGGCUAUGGUGGAGCAUACGGCGGAAAUGCUUAUGGUGGUGUUGCAGUGAAUAAUGGAAUGACGUUUGGUACUAAAGUGAUGUCAGGAUGGGAACGUUAGUCUAUCUAGGAACAACAUGUCGGCCUUUGUGGACAAAUUUAAAAUUUUGUUAGUAAAUAUGUACUAUAAUGUCAACAUUUGGUAGAGUAAACUAAAAUCAGAACAUAGACAGUAAUAUAUUACAGUGACAAUAUAAAAUUGUAAAAUUUGUUUGUCAAUAAAUGACUAAUCCGAAUUCGUGAAGUGUAACGUCACCAUUGAUUAAGAGAUUAAAGUUCGCUGAAUUUGAAACGGCCUUGUUUACCGACCAAGUAACGAAAAAACGAGUAAUUCACCGAAAAAAGUAAGAAAAAUUAUUUAUGUUGAAGAAUUGUCGAAAGAUCAGUACACCGCCCCUUAACUGACCAGUAGUAUUUAAGAGUAAGUGUAACUUUACCAAAGUAACGUCAGUUUACAUUACAACUGUUAAUAAAUAACCUUUUUGUGUUGAAAACUUUCUAACGUUAUUACUAUGCAUUUUUUGUCUACUUUUUCUGUUUUGGUAAUAUUAUGUACUGCCUUGGUAUCUGCCCAGUUCGGUGUAAAUUACAAUAGAAAUUUUAACGCUGGAGGAGGGCAGUUUCAAGGUUCAAGAAGCUUUAGUGCUCAAGGUAAAUUUUUUACAUUUUAUGCCGGGAAGUUGUAUAAUAAAAAGUAUAAUAUUUUUGUCUUGUUCUUUAUAAAAUAGUACUAAAUCUCAUAUUUUAGGUCCAGUAAGUGCCAACUACAACAGAAACUUUAACGGUGGUGGAGGACAAUUUCAAGGUUCAAGAAGCUUCAGUGCUCAAGGUAAUCCUUUUAAUCUAGUCUUUAUACAGCUCACAACUUUUUUUAAAAUUUGAUAAUAAUUUUAAAAACCAAUUUUAGGCCCAGUAGACGUCAAUUACAACAGAAACUUCAACGCUGCCGGACCAAGAUACGGUGGUGGAUUUAACCAAAACUCAAACUUGCGCGUCGGUACUCCAUUAGGCGGUAUGAGCAGUAACUCAAGGAUCGGUUUUGGUCGAUAA
Bursaphelenchus okinawaensis is the source of this 1172-nucleotide messenger RNA. The record is from the annotation of a GenBank genome assembly. Lineage: Eukaryota; Metazoa; Nematoda; Chromadorea; Rhabditida; Aphelenchoididae.